This is a messenger RNA of Racocetra persica, 326 nucleotides long. The record is from the annotation of a GenBank genome assembly. NCBI's taxonomy places the organism in Eukaryota, Fungi, Glomeromycota, Glomeromycetes, Diversisporales, Gigasporaceae.
AUGGAUGUUAAGAAAAUGCUUGACUUAUGCAAUAAAGAGCGUGCCAAGGUCGGUGCUCCAGCUCUUAGUCAUAAUGAUGCUCUUUGUAAAGUAGCUGAAGAUCACAGUAAAUACAUGUCAAGCGCUAACCAACUUACUCAUGAUGAUCCUGCCGGGAGCUUGGGUACCAGAUUCGAAAAACAUGGUUACUCUUAUACUUGUGCUGGUGAAAGCGUAGCAGAAGGUUAUAGCGAUGAAGAUUCUGAUGCUGGUUUUGGUCGUGUUGGAAAUUACUGGACCCAAGACUUUGGUGCUACUAAUGGUAGUGGCGGCAAAGGCAACAGCAA